Molecule: messenger RNA, 909 nt
Organism: Brettanomyces bruxellensis
Lineage: Eukaryota; Fungi; Ascomycota; Pichiomycetes; Pichiales; Pichiaceae
Exons: 1
Coding region: 1-909 (302 amino acids)
Source: RefSeq, a predicted model, not a curated record
AUGGUACCGUUAAUCCCAUUUUACUACGUUGCCUUGGUAGUGGUGACGGUACUUUUUGCCAAUUAUAAUCCAUAUUUUACACUUCCUGGAGUGACAGAUAAGAUAGGAGGAUAUCUUGAUGCUGCAUCAAGGAGACUUUUUGGAACAGAGCUUUCCCUUGUGCAGAAAGACCAGCAAUCUAAGAGUUUGAUACCAUUGGAUUUUCCCAAAAUUAAAUCGUUAAUAUGUCAGAAUAGCAAGGUUGUCGCGUCCAUCGAUAAGGUCACAAGUUUGUGGGAUACAUACGUGUUGCCAUACAUAUUAAUGUUGGAAAAGAUAUUGGAACCGGCUUUCUUGAAGUUGAAAGAAGCAUUCACACCUCUAGUUGUGCUUUUGAAACCCUACUGGAUUUCUCUCAAGAACUUUGUUACGCCGUACAUAAACAUAGCAAAAGAUCAGACUUGUGCCGUGGUCCACUCCUUGAAACAGUCUUUGGCUCCAUACUUUAAGGAGCUCGAUGAAAUUUAUGUCUUCUUUAGUAACUGGUUGAAGACCAGCUACCAAAAAUAUUUGGAAGGCUAUGUGAUCCAUGCUACGGACACGCUCAAACUGCUAUCAUUGGAAAUUCAGCUAUGGUAUGAAACAAACAUAGUGCCUUUUGCUGAAGAACACCAGACAACCUUUACCGUUUUAGUUUCUGCUUUGUCACUCUUGAUUUUGAUUCCAGUUCUUUUGCCUCCUACCAAGAGACUUCUUAAGUAUGUGACAAAAGACGCGUACAACCUUGGAAAUGGAAUCAAUUCCAUGUAUAACACUGAGGACAAAACACUCUCCGAGUCAUCAUCUGGUGUUUCUUCUGGAAUCACUUCCAGGGAAGGUACCCCUGUUGGAUUAUCUGGGGAUGCGAGUCAUCGUGCAAAGAAAGCAUAA